AUGGACCACGACAGGUUGAAUUCGCCGAGCACGUCGGCUAUUUCGCUGGAGGUGAUGGGCCACCGGCUACAUAUUUCACAGGAUCCAAACUCCAAGCACCUUGGGACCACAGUCUGGGAUGCAUCAAUGGUGUUUGUCAAGUUCUUGGAAAAGAAUAGCAGAAAAGGUCGGUUUUGUCCAUCCAAGUUAAAAGGAAAGAGAGUGAUUGAAUUAGGAGCUGGCUGUGGUCUAGCUGGGUUUGAUUCCAUCGGCUCAAUUACAGUUGCAGAAUUGGAUUGGGGGAACAAAGAACAUAUCAAGGCCGUUGAACCUCCAUUUGAUUACAUCAUUGGAACUGACGUUGUUUAUUCAGAGCAUCUGUUGCAACCUCUAAUGGAGACAAUUACUGCAUUAUCUGGUCCCAAAACAAAAAUAUUGCUAGGAUACGAGGUCCGUUCGACCACAGUCCACGAGAAGAUGAUGGAAAUGUGGAAAAGCAAUUUCAUUGUGAAAACAGUCUCUAAAUCAAAGAUGGAUGUGAAAUAUCAACAUCCUAGCAUACAUCUCUACAUGAUGGACCUGAAAGCACCAUUGAUCCCGGAGGUUGAGGCUACCGAUAAUGGGAACGACGAGGAAGAGGUUGUUUCGAAUCCAGGGGAAGACGAAGAUCCUGGAGUGAAGAGCGACUCUUGUUCCGGCUCGUCACCAGAGGCUAAGAGCGGCGGUCUGGAUGAUUGGGAAAUCAGAAGGUGUGGGGCUAUGGCUGCAAGGCUUCUGAAGGAUGUGAAACUGUAA
Miscanthus lutarioriparius is the source of this 774-nucleotide messenger RNA. The record is from the annotation of a GenBank genome assembly. Lineage: Eukaryota; Viridiplantae; Streptophyta; Magnoliopsida; Poales; Poaceae.